This is a messenger RNA of Theileria annulata, 2790 nucleotides long. RefSeq lists its product as uncharacterized. Gene Ontology annotation, biological process: mRNA 3'-end processing. NCBI's taxonomy places the organism in Eukaryota, Apicomplexa, Aconoidasida, Piroplasmida, Theileriidae. Gene Ontology annotation, cellular component: nucleus. The transcript is spliced from 12 exons. Gene Ontology annotation, molecular function: mRNA binding; protein binding. The record is from RefSeq and is a predicted model, not a curated record. Bases 1 to 2790 code for a protein of 929 amino acids.
AUGGCGCCUAGAGAUUCAGAUUUGUCUAAUAAAUUUAUUGUGACCAAGAAGAUUUUUGUUUCAGUUCUUCCGGAUUCAAACACCUUAAUUCCCGGAAAAUUUAAAGCCACAACUGAAGCGGACCUUCCUUCUAACAUAUAUCUACUGGAUACACCAGAAGACGAUAAUUCCUGGUUCAAACACAUAAAAGUAUGCAAGAACACCGAAUUACUGGAAGAAUCGUGUUCUUUAUACCCAAAGUACUGGAAAGUCUAUUACAGGCACGCCUUGUAUUACAUAAACAAGAAUGAUAUGCCGAAAGCGAGCCAAGUAUUCACGGAAGCACUCAAAUUCUUGGUUUUUCUCUACCACACAGCCUCAAUUCAUGAGUAUAUACACUCGCUUAUCAAUGCAAUUGAAAUGGCUGGGUUGGAUUAUAGAUCAGAUAUCAUAUGGAGAGAAUGGGCACUGAUACUAGUAAAGAUAUAUAACUGCAACCUGCUAUCCCUUAAUAUGACGUCUGGACUUCUGCCGGAUUUAUUCUCGAUGGACCAAAACGUAUUGAAAACACCACUGAUCCCAAAUGAAACUGAACAAAUCGCAUUCAGAUCACCGGCAAACUUCGAUAAGGACAAAAGAACGUAUCUGGCGCUUUAUGGCGAAGUCAACGCACUUAGAAAUCUUUUCCACAGGUGGCUGAAAACACCGACGAAUAAUAUGAGAUCACUUUGGGACGCCUAUUCAAUAUUCGAAAAUACAAUUGACUCCAGUGGAACUUUAUCGACAAAACUACUGGGUGACAAUAAAAAUGUAAUUAAUCUGUCGAUGAGAGCCUACGAAGUACUAUUUUACAUACAUUUAAAAAUAACUGAAUUGUACUCUAAAGUUUAUCCAAUCAAGGCCUUCUCGUAUGAAGGAACAUUGUCUUCAAAAUCUAAAGUCAAACGAGGCAUCAAUAACUGGAUGGAAAUAAUAAAAUAUGAGGAGAGCAAUCCAUUGGAGACAGAUAGGCAGACACUAAUAGAAAGAGUUAUAUUCAACUUUGAGAGAUCACUAUGUCCGCUAGUUUUCUCAAGGGAGAUGUGGUACAGAUACUUUCAGUUUCUGCUUUUCUCAGAUAGACGCUCUGAAGCGAUUGAGAAAUUGGAAUUGGUAUUGAACAACUACCUUAAAGAUGACGAAAAAUUAAGAUUUGUAUUGGCGUUGUAUUUGGAUGAGUCAGGAGAACCCGAAAAGGCCCACGAACAUUUCGCAAUGCUUGUGUUGCCGGGACUAAGAAAUAAAAGUUCAGAUCUUGAACAGGAUUUGAGUGGAGAACUGAAACUGAGAAAACUGCUCCAGUGCAAAGACUUCAUGUCCCACGAAAAGUCAGAGUUGGGAGGGAUAAUUCAUUACCUGAACUUUGUUCGCAAGGAGAGAGACGUGAGUGAGUGGCGAGAGGAGGUUCAACUGAUACUCUCGAAGUCUGAUCUGAGCUCGUGGGACCUAUACUGGUACGCAGCGAGCACAGAGAUGAGAUGUUUUAAGGAUUACGAUAGAGCAAUUCAAAUACUCAAACAGGCGCAAAGCAAAAUCUCCUUCGAUUUCAACUACACACUUUUAUUCCUCAACACGAUGCUAAAUGUGGGCAAACACAAUGAUGUUAGAGUGUUAUUGUCGGAGUUAAUUGCAGGAUCAAUGGACAAGAGUAGUAAGAUGACAGAGACGGACCGUGAUCAUCUAUGGAACUUCUGGCUCAACAUGGAGUAUUUAUAUGGCUCCUCGGACCAAUUUAACAAAGUCAAGAGUUUAUACGUUUCAUCGAUGAUCUCAGCAAAGCUGUCCCUAGACACAUUCAGUGAACAGUUCAUGCAGGGGUCUAAGCCGACUGUUUUUGCACUUUAUUCUGACAUUUCAGAAGCCUUUGAAAAGUCUACCACCAAUUCUAAGCGCAAAAUCGCCCAAGACCUCGGAGCCAUUGUUGAAAGCAGAAGGAAACUCUUUUGUUCCGGCAUUGAUUUUGAACACCUCGAUAAUAUUUUCAAGUUCAAUCUCUUUUUCGGAGCUGUAGGACUAUCCUCAUAUCCACCUGACACCAAUGGUGUUUCCCGAAACUCAGUUGACGAUUCAACAGUUUCAACGCAACUUCCUUCAACAAAUGUGGCUGAUCACGACACGGCGGAACGUUCUGAAGCUACUGAGGACCAAAAUCAACAAGAUAAGUCAGAUUUGGUGGAAAAGGCUGAUAAGUCGAAAACAAAGAAAACAAAGACUAAAAAAGGGAAACCACAACCACAGGAUAAUGAACCUGAAGAAUUAAAAGAUUUUAUUGAUAAACCAACACAAGAAUACGUAUCUGCGAUAAAGUACGGAACUAAGAUUUGCAGACCUAACGUGUCAAGACUCUCAGAGAUUGAACCCAAAAUGACUACCUCACUGGAGUCUUUGGUUCAACUCCAUGGCUCUAAACGUCCAAUUCUGCCUCCAAAAUUCAGACCACUAGACUCAACAGGCACACCCUGUAAAGCACUUUUCGAUUUCAUAAGACUACUCCCAUCAUCCAAGGAUAACAAAUUCUCUAACCUAUACGUUAACACAGAGUCAAUAGAUUACCUAAUACGCACAGUGGAAAAUAUGGAUCUAGGGAAUAUUGAAAUUGAUCAAUACCAGCCCCUUCCAACAAAUCUCUCAAACCAGCUGAAACAAACAGAUGAAACGUUGAAUGAGAAGUCGUUUGAGUUUAAUCAAGGACUCGAGAAUAUACUAAGAUUUCUACAGGACAAUGCAUUGUUUGAUGAAAGGCCUGUGAAAAAGCAAAAAAUCGCAAUUUAA